AGGCCACUAGGUGUUCCACUUUUUCCCCUGGUUCAGAUGAACCGCAAGAAACGUUGGAUUGAAGGUUCGCUAUAAAAGUGCAAACGCUGUGAAGCAAAGUUGCCUGUUUGUCAAAUGAAUCAUGUGACCAGAAGGAAACGGUAUUCGUUAUGGCUCAGCAAAGACUCAGCAAAGAAGAGACCCUCGACCGCAGGUUGAAAUUAAUCGGACAGUCAUGUCGGCUCUUCUAUUCGGACGACCCUGUGAAAAUACUAAGGGCCAGGGGGCAGUAUCUGUUCGAUGAAAACGGUACUCGCUAUCUGGACUGUAUCAGCAACGUCCAGCAUGUCGGCCAUUGCCACCCCAGCAUUACUAAGGCUGCAGCAGCGCAAAUGGAUCUCCUGAACACAAACUCGCGAUUUCUUCAUGACAACAUCGUCCGGUAUGCAGAACGCCUGGCUUCCACCCUGCCCAAGAAGCUGUGUGUCUUCUACUUUGUCAACUCUGGCUCCGAGGCCAACGAUCUUGCCCUUCGCCUGGCCCGCCAGUACACUCAACAUGAGGACGUCGUUGUCCUGGACCAUGCAUACCACGGGCACCUAACGUCCCUUAUAGACAUUAGUCCGUACAAGUUCCGGAAACUGACAGGACAGAAAGAAUGGGUUCAUGUGGCUCCUUUACCAGACACCUACAGAGGAAGGUACAGGGAGAAUCACCCCAACCCAGGCCAAGCCUACGCCGACACAGUGAAAGACCUAAUAGAGGAGGUGCACAGCAGAGGACGGAAGAUAUGUGCAUUCUUUGCUGAAUCACUGCCGAGUGUCGGAGGACAACUCAUCUUGCCACAGGGAUACUCUGCUAAAGUUGCAGAAUACGUGCACUCAGCCGGAGGAGUGUUUGUGGCCGACGAGGUGCAGACGGGUUUUGGGCGUGUGGGAAGUCAUUUCUGGGCCUUUCAGCUGCAGGGGGAGGAUUUCUGUCCGGACAUUGUGACAAUGGGCAAACCCAUGGGCAAUGGGCAUCCUUUGGCAUGUGUAGCAACCACUGUGGAAAUAGCAGGGGCCUUCACAGCUAAUGGAGUGGAGUACUUCAAUACGUUCGGAGGGAACCCAGUGUCAUGUGCCAUCGGCCUUGCCGUCCUUGAUGUGAUCGAGGAGGAGGACCUGAGAGGAAACGCCUUAAAAGUGGGAGCGCACCUCAAAGACUUACUCACAGAGCUACAGACACGACAUCAGACGAUUGGCGAUGUCAGAGGCGUCGGUCUGUUUGUGGGUCUAGAACUGGUGCAGGACCGAGAGCAGAAAACCCCAGCCACAAAAACUGCUGCACUAGUGGUAAAAAGGCUGAAAGAGGAAGAUCGAAUCUGUGUCAGUACAGAUGGACCCUGGGAAAGCGUGGUGAAGUUUAAACCUCCCAUGUGCUUCAGUAUGGACGACGCAAAAGUAGUGGCCAAGUGUAUCGAUCGUAUUCUCACAGACAUCUCGGCCAGUGGCCUCAGACUUGGAAAAGAAGACAUCUAAGGGUUUCCACCCUACUACAAGCCUGAUGAACCAGACAAUCGAUGGUUCUGAUACUGGCUGUGUGACUUCAGUAGCACCUGGGAAAAAAAUCACUGCAGCACUAGGGAACUACAAGUUCUUUGACCCUAAUAAACAUCUAACACUGAA
Messenger RNA from Cynoglossus semilaevis (tongue sole), 1646 nucleotides. RefSeq names its product 5-phosphohydroxy-L-lysine phospho-lyase (gene phykpl). Lineage: Eukaryota; Metazoa; Chordata; Actinopteri; Pleuronectiformes; Cynoglossidae. Gene Ontology annotation, molecular function: pyridoxal phosphate binding; transaminase activity. The record is from RefSeq and is a predicted model, not a curated record. The transcript has 13 exons. Gene Ontology annotation, cellular component: mitochondrion. The coding region runs from base 150 to 1499 and encodes 449 amino acids.